UGGAGUUUGUUUGCUAAUUACGCUAUGAUUCGUUCAUAAUAUAGACUUCAAUCUCAACUUCUUUGUUUUCCUGUGAUAAGAAGGCUUAGAAAAUUUCUGGAAAAAUCAAUGGAAGAAGAUGAUAUCUAUACCAAUGAUGGGACGGUGGAUUACAAGGGAAAUCCUGCUGAUAAGAAGAAAACUGGAACCUGGAGAGCCUGCCCAUUUAUCAUAGGAAAUGAAGGCUGUGAAAGACUGGCUUACUAUGGGAUGAGCACCAAUCUGGUGCUCUACUUCAAGCAUCGGCUAAACCAGCAUAGUUCGGUCGCCGCUACUAAUAACCAGAAUUGGGGUGGAACGUGCUACAUUACACCAUUGCUUGGAGCAUUUCUGGCUGAUUCUUAUCUAGGAAGAUAUUGGACAAUUGCCUGUUUUUCAAUCAUCUAUAUCAUUGGAAUGACGCUUUUAGCUUUGUCUGCAUCGGUCCGUGGCAUGAGGCCGAGAUGCUCUGCAGAAGAUAACUGCAAUCCAACAGAAUCGCAAAGCGCGAUGGCCUUUCUGGCGCUUUACCUGAUUGCUUUAGGAACAGGUGGAAUCAAGCCUUGUGUUUCAUCAUAUGGAGCUGAUCAGUUUGACGACACAGACGAAAAGGAAAAGAAACACAAGAGUUCAUUCUUCAACUGGUACUAUCUUUCCAUAAACAUUGGUGCUCUUAUUGCAUCUUCUGUGCUGGUUUGGGUACAAGAUAAUGUGAGCUGGGGAUGGGGUUUCGGCAUCCCUGCUAUAGCCAUGGCCAUAGCAGUAUGCUUUUUCUUUUCAGGUACUCGAUUGUAUCGAAACCAAAAGCCUGGAGGCAGCCCUCUCACACGUCUGCUUCAGGUAUUGGUGGCAUCCAUCAGGAAAUUUAAAGUUGCAGCACCUGCAGAUAAGUCUCUUUUACAUGAGACAGAAGAUAAAGAAUCCAAUAUCAAAGGAAGCCGCAAGAUUGACCAUACAAAUGAUCUCAGUUUCUUCGACAAAGCGGCAGUGGAAAUCGAAACAGACCGAUUAAAGGGUUCUGUAAAUCCGUGGAGACUUUGCACGGUUACACAGGUUGAGGAGCUGAAAUCUAUAAUUCGGUUGCUCCCCAUAUGGGCCUCUGGGAUCAUCUUUUCUACUGUUUACAGUCAGAUGGGCAACUUAUUUGUGUUGCAAGGAGAAAGAAUGGAUACUCGUGUUGGUCACUCGAACUUCCACAUCCCUCCGGCAUCACUUUCCAUCUUCGACACUCUCAGUGUGAUCUUUUGGGUGCCAAUCUAUGACAGAAUCAUUGUCCCUGUGACGAGAAAAUUCACCGGUCACAAGAAUGGCCUGACUCAACUUCAGCGGAUGGGAAUCGGCCUCUUCAUAUCAAUAUUUUCCAUGGUAGUAGCAGCGAUUUUGGAGCACGAAAGACUCCAAAUGAUCAAAAGGCAUAACUACUAUGAGCUAAAGGAAAUGCCAAUGACAAUCUUUUGGCAAGUUCCACAGUAUUUCCUCAUAGGGUGUGCAGAGGUCUUCACAUUCAUUGGACAGUUGGAAUUUUUCUACGAACAAGCACCCGAUGCGAUGAGGAGUUUCUGCUCUGCUCUAUCACUCACCACCGUCGCACUCGGCAGCUACUUGAGCUCUUUGCUUGUAACCAUUGUUAGUGACGUGACUGCUAAGAAUGGGAAACCCGGGUGGAUACCGGACAACCUAAAUUAUGGUCACAUCGAUUACUUCUUCUGGCUCUUGGCAGCUUUAAGCGUGUUGAAUUUAGGCGUUUAUGUCUGGAUUGCGAAAUGGUACACAUAUAAAAGGGCAGUGGGGACUCUUCGUUGAGUGAAUAUCCCCCUUAGCAUGUAAGAAAUACGUUCUCUUCAA
Molecule: messenger RNA, 1863 nt
Organism: Hibiscus syriacus
Lineage: Eukaryota; Viridiplantae; Streptophyta; Magnoliopsida; Malvales; Malvaceae
Product: protein NRT1/ PTR FAMILY 8.1-like
Exons: 4
Coding region: 109-1821 (570 amino acids)
Biological process (GO): oligopeptide transport; transmembrane transport
Cellular component (GO): membrane
Molecular function (GO): transmembrane transporter activity
Source: RefSeq, a predicted model, not a curated record